GGUGAGCUUGUGUCAGUCAAGGGCAGUGUCGCAUCUGGCAAGACAUCCCUGCUGCAUGCGAUGUGCGGAGAAGUGAGGAUGCGAUCCGGAACUGGAUCGGCUUAUGGCAGGAUUGGGUAUCUGGAGCAGUCACCGUACAUCAUGAACAGCACGCUGCGUGACAACGUCCUGUUUGGCCAUGACUUUGACGAAGCGUUUUACUGGCGUGUCAUGAAGGCCUGCGCGUUAAUGGAGGACAUCGAGCAGUGGCCGGAUCGCGACAUGACGCUAAUUGGCGAGCGCGGCAUCAAUAUUUCAGGUGGACAGAAGGCUCGGCUGGCGCUUGCUCGUGCAGUGUAUACUCGGGCUGAUAUAUACAUCCUGGACGAUCCGCUCUCUGCUGUUGAUGCACAAGUCAAGCGCCAUCUGCUGGACCAUGUCCUG
This is a messenger RNA of Linderina pennispora, 423 nucleotides long. RefSeq names its product P-loop containing nucleoside triphosphate hydrolase protein. The transcript has a single exon. The annotation marks the transcript as partial. Gene Ontology annotation, molecular function: ATP hydrolysis activity; ATPase-coupled transmembrane transporter activity; ATP binding. Lineage: Eukaryota; Fungi; Kickxellomycota; Kickxellomycetes; Kickxellales; Kickxellaceae. Gene Ontology annotation, cellular component: membrane. Gene Ontology annotation, biological process: transmembrane transport. The record is from RefSeq and is a predicted model, not a curated record.